Messenger RNA from Porites lobata, 2204 nucleotides. The record is from the annotation of a GenBank genome assembly. Lineage: Eukaryota; Metazoa; Cnidaria; Anthozoa; Scleractinia; Poritidae.
AGGCAGUUAGACAGCUUCUCCUUGUGCUGUUAUGCUAAUACUAAAAUUAUCAACAAGGACGUGGACUGCAAAUACCCAUCGUCUUCGCAAGACUCGUUUUCAAGUUGCAAUCGCAUGAUUGAGGACUCAGGUCCAAGAAAGAUCAUUUGGUUGCUCGGUGUUCUUGCUGUGCUUGGUAACCUGGCUGUAAUAGCUUGGCGUCUUAUUAGGCGCGACGACCACCCGGUUCAGACCUGUCUUCUGACGAAUCUCGCGGUGUCCGACUUUCUCAUGGGAGUGUACCUUAUGAUUGUUGCCAUUCAAGAUCAAAUUUGGGCAGGUAUAAUUUUCGAUCACCAGUGUUUCGGUGGGAGUAAUACAAGUUCUUUUUCUACUGACACAGCAUUUAUGUUAAGCUUGGUUAUUUAGAGCUUGGUUAGUAAGAGUUUUCAAAUAAAAAUGAUCAAACAGUACGGAACCCUUAAAUGACCUUGAAUUUGAAGAGAUCACACCUAAUUCUUACCUUUUGAGGUCACAUCAAACUAAAGCUUGUACACAGGCCUCGACUUGCCUGUUCCAGGCAAGGCAAAGGCACGAGAAAAUAUACGAUCGUGAUCUGGGAAAACCUGGGGGUGGUGGCAGUUUCCUCCCGUUUUAUUUUCGUGUUCGCUUUCCCAAUUUCGCGGGCCCGACUGUCUCGAAGCCUGGAACAUUCAGGCUAAACUUCGAUCAGGUGUCAAUUUAACUAAACUUUUUCUUUUAUAAUUUACAAGUGUAGCUAUUGAUUUCAGACUCUAAAACAAAUUUGCACACGUAAAAGUUUUAUACAAUUGACUCCAGCCUUUGCUACUAUAAUGCACAAAGUGCUUUUUCUUUAAAUAAUAAUAUGACCUGGAAGUUAUUUUCCGGGUACAGCAUACAAUACGGUGCAAAGACAGGUGAGUGUUAUUAUAAUACUGAAACAGUGCUUCAUUUCCAGGCCACUACUUUAGCUUCGACCUCACUUGGCGAUCAGGAACACUUUGUAAACUUGCUGGUGCUUUAUCAGUGCUGUCGAGCGAAGUCUCGGUACUAAUGCUGACUGUUAUAACCGCUGAUCGAUUGAUCAGCAUCGUCUUUACAUUCAGCUGUCGCCGAUUCACGCUAAAGGGAACUUACGUUAUUUGUGCAGCCGUCUGGGUCAUAGGAAUCAUCAUUGCCGUCACUCCAACAACUGACCUCCCAUAUUUUUACAACGAGGACAGACAAUAUGGAUUUUACGGUAUAUCCGCUUUUCAAGUAAAACUCCGCACCAUUAAUUUAAUUUUCCACUACUCUCGGGCUGUUAUAAUCUAAUGGAUUAAAGCGUCUUGAUCAGUCUACCGUAGUCGAGUGAUCUCGAGCAAGUUUCGUUUAGCACAUCUUAGUAAACUGUUUGACAGGAAAUUGUCAUGGCAAAAGAAUACUGCGCUCUGUAACUUGUAGGAUAAAAUGUUCAUCGCCAUCUUCAUCAUCAUCAUUAUCAUCAUCAUCAUCAUCAUCAUCAUCAUCAUCGUUAUUUGCUUCCUGUUGCUCUUCCUCUCUCCUUAUCAUUAUUAUUAGCCUGUCAUAUUAUCUGAUAUUAAAGACCAACUAAAAUAUGUAAUUCGUAUUUUGUUUUUCUUUAAGGGCGUUCGUCAGUUUGUCUCCCUCUCCAACUGUCCACAGAAAGGCUGGCCGGCUGGGAGUAUUCAGUUGCCAUAUUUAUCGCUUUGAAUCUCGCAGCUUUCCUUUUCAUCAUGACAGCUUACAUCGCCAUUAUUUUUAAGGUGUUUAAGUCACAGAGGAGAAUCAAGGCACAUGGAGAAUCAAAAAUCAAUAACAGCCUCAACAGAGAGUCGGCCCUCGCACGGAGAGUGUUCGCCAUCAUCUUAACUGACUUCUGUUGCUGGAUUCCUGUGAUAAUUUUGGGUAUUCUUGCCCUCGUUGAGAAGUUCAAUGAUCCUGAAGGAACGGCCUACGUGUGGUUUGCUGUGUUUGUCCUGCCGGUUAAUUCGUCUGUUAAUCCUCUGCUUUACACGUUUUCAACACCGAAGGUAGGAGCGCAAAUGGGAAACCAGUUAAGAGUCAAUGUCAGUAAGAAUCGGAGAUUAUCCCAACACCGCGGACACAGUUCAAAAUUCUUUGAUAUCAAUGAAAUCCUCCGCUAUAUAUUUUGUUCCCUUUGGGGUCAACAAUAUGGAGGAAAAGAAUUCACGAAAUCUUAA